Thelazia callipaeda (thelaziosis nematode) is the source of this 3018-nucleotide messenger RNA. The record is from the annotation of a GenBank genome assembly. Lineage: Eukaryota; Metazoa; Nematoda; Chromadorea; Rhabditida; Thelaziidae.
UAUAACAAGCGAGACGAAGCGACGACGGUCAUGUCAGCGACUGCACCUAAUGGAAUCAACCAGCAGCAGUGGGCUACAACGUCAGCAGCAGCUAUGGCACUUCAGAAUGGUUCAAAUCGUCAUCGACCAUACUUUGGUCAGGCACAUUUUGUACGUGCGCCCAUGGUUGCUAAUAGAAUGAGCGGGGUGGACUAUUGGCACAAGAAUGGUGGCUCAGCCGCAGAUGCGAUUCGUCGCCAACAUCAGCAACAGCAGCAGCACUCGUACCAAUAUGAACGAGGAGGAGCGAUCGGUACAGCAUCUGCAGCAAGUGCUACGGUUGCAGAUGAGAUGGGUGAGCGGAAUAGACCUUUUUUCCAGCGGAACGAUAAAUGGCAACCGCGUGGGUCUCAUCCUCAAGCGCCUCCAAAACUGACACCGGCGCAGAGACGAGCACGAGGACCUCUACCAGACUGGGAUGAGUGUACCGGUGAUGAUGACAACUUUGAUUAUAUGGAUUUGAUGGAGUCUCAGUACGCGCAGUUCUACGCGGUCUCCACCAUCCCUCCAUUUGACCCUAGUUCCACUUGCCUGGAUCCUUCAUUGGCAGCUGCUUUUCCUGCUGCAAGCAUGAUGUUCCAGACGCAACAGCAAAUGGCUGCCCUCAGUUUUCGACAUUCUCAUCUUUCUCCCUUUAAUCCACAUCUACUUUCCCAUCCCCCACCUACUCUUGCUGCAGCACCUGCUGCUGUCAUUGCGGAGUCGCGCCCAGACAGCGUUGCAUCUUCACUCGCUUCCAAUAAUGUGCCCACAACGCCGAAUGCUUUAUUGUCUCCUGGCGCUACUGCUGCAGUUAUUACAAACAAAGGGGAAUUCAUUCCUGCUCCUAUCGUCACUCCUGUGGCUCUGCCUUUCAACGCAGCUUUUCCUUCUUUUCCAUCUCAAACACCAGUUUCGAAGGAAACUUUAAAAGACUGCGUCAGAUUCCAAAUAGAAUAUUACUUCUCAUCGGAAAAUCUUCAAAAAGACUUUUACUUGCGAAGAAAGAUGGAUGAGAACGGUUUUCUGUCACUGGCAUUAAUAGCUAGUUUCCCACGCGUCCGUACGCUCACUUCCAACAUUGAUCUGAUCACAGAAGCUUUACGCAGCAGUGACAAAGUGGAGCUUAGCGAAGAUGCUAAAUACGUUCGUCCGCUCGAUAAUCCUCAACAGUGGCCUCUUUCGCCAGCCAUACCCCAUUAUAUCGAUAAUAGUGUAGUUCAUCAAGUAGCUGCAGCAUCGUCAGCUGCGAACACAGUAAAUUCUGUAUCAUCGUUGAUGUCUCAGCAAGUUUCAUCGGCGUUAUCAGUGCAAACACCAGAAGCAUCGAAUUCUAAUUCCUUGAUACAAAGUGAAUUACAAUCGUCCCUUUCUUCAGAACCCAUGCAAAUUCAAAGGCAGGGGAGAAAUUCGGAGCAGCAUACUACUGAUGAAACCACCAAUGAAGUGGUAGUUAGUCGUUCUGUACCGCUUUCAGACAAAUCAGGUCCGGGUUCAAAUAGAGAUGGUCAUGUACUAGAGAGUGAUACGUGUGGCGAAAUGUCAGUCGUUCACAAAAAAAAUGAUGAAGAUAACGUUGAGGCCGAACUGAAUCAAGAGCAAAAUAAAGAUAUAGAAGUAGAAGAUUGGCAAGAAGUUAAAAGUCGAAAGCAUAGGAAGAGUAAAGCAUAUGGGAUGAUGGGCAAAUCAGCGUCGCGUCAUGCUGUUUUAUCGCCUCCUACACGCCGUGACAAUGACUUUCAUAGUGACAAUUUUUUUUCGGUUCCUGAGUUGCCAAGGCGGGAAAGGAGAAUGGUACCCGAGAAAGUUGUUAUGUCUGAUGAUUCUUCUGAAGAUAUUAGCGACACCAAUAUCAAGAAGCUGAUCAUUGUAACACCAUCUAAUAAAAAGCAGUUUGAUCGCACUGGGAAUUUCACAACUCGUACGAAGAUGAAUCAGAAUCUUUGGGAAGAAAUGGAAUAUGGGCUUAGGCGAUAUGAAAAUGAGCUUUGGAGUCGUCAUGAGAGUCGCUCGACUCAUGUUAAUAAAGUUGAGACGGUUUCGGAGGAAGAAUUCAAAGUGCUUAAAGGGGAAAAUAAAGCAACUAAUAAUAAUGAGCAGGAGCAUCCACCGAAAGUUUUUCCUUCUUCUAAUACAGUUCCAGAAGUUUCUUCAGUUUGGGCACAGAAGGCUCGUGAAAGAGCUGCUGCUAGUGCUGCUUCCAUGAUGUUGGAAGCCAAGAGCCCAGUCGCAAGACGCGAAUCAGAAUCUGGCGUGCUGUUGCCUCGUUUUUAUCCAGUAAAGGAAGAUGUUAUUCUUGAUUUAUCACAGCCAAGAAAGCACAAAACUCGUCAUAGUAUAGCUCCUCCAAUUGAAGUACCUGUUGGUUGGGUUUUUGGCACUAGCGCUAGAACAUUAUCAAUGAUGGCCGAGUCUUCACAGUCAACGAGUGGGCAAGUAGUAGCUGUUCCUGCCUUACAUGUGGCCAUGAGUUUAUUAAAAGAAAAUGGAUUCCAGGAAGAAGUAUACACAAAUUGGCGGCAAUCUUGUCUUCAGAAAAGAGAGCACUUAGGUUAUGGCACGGUUGAAAUGAAUACUUUCUUUCGUUUUCUAUCUUUCUUUCUACGAGAUCAUUUCAAUCGAAAAAUGUAUCAGGAAUUCAGGAAGUUAGCAAUUGAAGAUGCAGAAGCGGGUUACAGGUACGGUUUGGAGUGUCUAUUUCGAUUCUACAAUUUUGGUUUGGAACGUAAGUUUAGACCAAACAUAUACUUAGAUUUUCAAGAUGAGACAAUAAAUGAUAUUAAACGAGGUGAACUCUACGGGUUGGAGAAGUUUUGGGCUUUUUUGAAAUUCUACAAACAUUCGAGAUGCCUGGAGAUUAAUCCGUUUCUAAAGAGAAAACUCGCACAGUACAAAAAUUUGGACGAUUUUAAAUACGAUGUUGGUUUUUUUCCUGCUGUAGCAGCUAAAAAUGAGCUAUCGGUAGAUAGCAUGAAGGCAACUGCUCCUCCCAGGCGAUAA